Molecule: messenger RNA, 186 nt
Organism: Loa loa (African eye worm)
Lineage: Eukaryota; Metazoa; Nematoda; Chromadorea; Rhabditida; Onchocercidae
Exons: 1
Source: RefSeq, a predicted model, not a curated record
GAAUCAGCAGCUAAUUAUCUAAUCGAUAAUGAUUUAUCAUUCAAUUUAUCACUGAAUUUUAUUCGUAAUAGUCCAAUUUCAUCACCUUAUGGAUAUACGGUGAAAUUAGCAAAAGCUUCAAAGCCUUUAGGCUCAUUAAUUAAUGAUGAUAUUAUAAGGAAUAAAACGAUACCAAUUGCAUGGUUU